GGCGAGUCGUGUGCGUCUUGCCGCAUGCGGCGAUUCGAGACACAUGGGUACGAAUAGCUUUGCCGCUGAACUCCGCCCACAUUUUUACUCUUUCAUUGUUGCUUGACAAAUUUCGGUGUUCGCCGUGUUGACGUCAGAAACAAGACUAAUAAACUCGUGUAUUUUUAUGUUGAACACAAGAAUUAUGGUUUCUUCUUGUGAAUUAUAAUCUAGUAUGUCAUGGUUCGCCAGAAUAAAUAAUAGUUUGUGAAUGCGACAUAACUAUGCCCUAAAGUUGGACGGAUUCACAUAGAAGUGCUGGCAACUGCGGUCUAGUCGCAGCACGCGCGGGCUCAAUGCUUGGCGAGUAGCGUUGGUGUGUUGGCUUCUUCUUGUUGGCUUCGUGCUAUUCUCGCAAUGGUACACCUCGACCGCCGCAGAAGACUGCUUCUUCUUAAAAAGAAGGUUCUUCUGAUUCAGAAGAAGAGGAAAGCAAAGCGAAAGUGGUGGGUGCGGCCGUCAUGGAGAGACCGGCACACGGAAAGCGAAUAUUUUACGACGAUGCAAAGGAUGCGUAAUGGCGACAUUGAAUACUUCAAGAAGUAUUACCGUAUGACGCCGCAUCAGUUCGAUUUUCUGCUGAGCCUCUUGAAGGAAGACCUCCAGAGAAAGCACGUCGUCAGAGAGCCAAUACUCCCUGCUGAACGACUGGCCAUGACACUAAGGUACCUAUCGUCUGGUGAUGCCAUGCAAGAUAUCGCCCUUUCGUUCAGAGUGGGCAUAUCAACGGCACGCAUGGCUGUCCGGGUCACAUGCCGGGCACUAUGGAGCAGACUGCAGCCGCUCUACAUGCCGAAACCCGAGACUGCCACGUGGCUGAAGAUUGCGGAGGGCUUUGGGCAUACCUGGCAGUUUCCAAACUGCCUUGGAGCUGUUGACGGCAAGCAUGUGCACAUCAAGUGCCCUGCCAAAUCAGGAAGCAUGUACUUCAACUACAAGGGCACUUAUUCCAUUGUGCUUCUUGCUGUGGUUGACAGCAACUACAAGUUCGUUGUUGUUGACGUGGGUGCAUACGGCAAGCAGAGCGACGGGGGAGUGCUUGAGCAGUCCAUAUUCGGGCAGUUACUGGACAAAGGCAAGCUGCAACUUCCCCGGGACCUUCCACUACCGAACACAGCCUUGCCAGCUCCUUGUGUCUUUAUCGGGGAUGAGGCCUUCCAGCUGAGAACCGAUUUUUUGAGGCCAUACCCAGGUCGAGGAUUGGAGGCCAGCAAAAGGGUAUUCAAUUACCGCCUCAGCAGAGCAAGAAGGUGUGUCGAGAAUGCUUUUGGAAUCCUGGUGACCCGGUGGAGGAUCCUCGGAAGACCAAUGGGGGAAAGCCCAGGAAAUGCUGAGCAGGUGGUGAAGGCACUGUGCGUGCUUCACAACUUCCUGAUAGACGUGCGCACAGGGAGUGAUGACUUUUAUUGUUGGCCCGGUUAUGCGGAUUCAGUAAGCUCAUCGGGUCAACGACAAAGCGGCCAGUGGCGGCAAUUACUUGUACAACCACCCAUGCAGGUGGCCCGCACCACGGCACACAACUUCAGUCACAUGGCACGAUAUGUCAGGGACAUAUACUUGCAGUACUUCAACAGCACUGCAGGGCGUGUUUCCUGGCAAGACGCCGUGAUCUGAAGUUGCAGUCUUGGUGUCGUGGUGCCUUUCUAAAAGUGAGUGGUCUUUGUUGAGCUUGUGCAUCAAAAUGCCAAGGCAUUUAGUAGCCACAGAUAAAUUGUCUGCCAAGUCCUCCGUUUUCUUCCAAGGAAGUAGAACGUGAUAGCAACCGUCCUUGUUAGUUAUUGCUUUCUCGAACUGUUGUAGUGUCACUUCACUGUCUAUCAUGCGAUGCUGCACAGAUCGCGAUGUCUAUUUUUCUGGACAACUUUUGGUGUUUUCAGAAGCACAUAUGCUGUCACUGUUUCUCAACACUGAAGUUAAUCGAAGUACUCCAAAAGACUUUGUAACUUUCUCUGCUUUCGUCAUCCGAAGCACUGAGUCAGUCUCUGCUUGAUCCGUUGAUACCACUUAGGAUGCUGUCGUUGGCUUGCCAAGCUCGUGAAAUUUAAGCGCCAAUUCUGACAGCAAGACUCACAAUAGAGUCCCGUGGGUGUAGGCUUGUGCCAAGAGUUUGACUGAGACUUGGUCAUAGAGAUCUCGAAGUUGCCUGACAUUCAAAGAUGACGAGACUGUACCGGAUCUCAAAGGCUUCUAAUGUGCUCUUGAACAAUUAUACUUUCAGCUCCAAAACAUUUCAUGAGAAUAUCUAUGGGGUCCUGAUAGCACUCUUCGGUUGCUUGGAGUACAGAUAUGGCCGAAGUGGCUGCUCCACUGAGUAGUACAACCACCCACGCCAGGUGAACCACCCAUGCCACUCAGAUAAAUAAAAUUGUCCAUAGUGCAAAGCUCUUCCUUAAUGUGCAGGGGCGUCUGUUGUGGUACAGCAUGCAGAUAUUCUAGUCCUGCAGGCAUAGUGCCCAUUGGGCAAAAUGGCCCGAGGUAUUUUUCAAGAACAACAGCCCGCGUAGUGCAAGGUGGUCUGUAACUACAUCAAAUGGACGGCCAUACAAAUAAGGCCGGAACUCAGAGCUUAGAUGAUGGCCAGGCAUUAUUUUUCUCUCGCAGGGUAAUUUGUCUUAGCUUUCGUAAGAGUAUGACUUACAUAAGCCACAACAUAUUCAGGAAACCCUUGUUUGCGCUGGGCAAGAACAUUGCCAAGGCCAGCACCACUGGCGUCUGUGUCGACCUCUGCAGGAGCUGAUAACUCGUGACGGCGAAAAAAGAUGUUGGCAAAAGACAAAGCCUUGUGAAGGCCUCAUCUCUCUCGGACGAUCACGAAGUAAGGAGCCCGUUGCUGCUAAGUCGUUGGUUCACCACUGCAAAGGUGGAGCCUCUCUAAGUUUCCAAGUAGGCUUGUGAUGUCUUCGGUGGUUGAUACCUAUUGGCUGACUGCCAGCAGUUCCAAGGAGCCUGGCUUCCCAUCAGGACAACCUUCACUUUUGCGUCGCUCAAUUUCAGCAAGUUUCCGUGUCACUAUGUGGCUUGUGUCAGCGGUGCACUGCGAUUCUUGAAGUUGGCGCAAUUCAGAGAACACAACAUUACGAAGCUCGUCAACGUGUAGUUUGUGAAAGCGCCAAGUUGUGGAUAGAAGCAGAACACGGGCUAGGCGCUCAAACAGUUAAUCAAAAGUUCACACUUCUGCCAAGGGUACCAAGGCAGAAUCAUGCCACAGCAUGUCCGAAGUACUUGUGCCACCCUUGAUCUCAUCCGCAACAUCGCUUUGCAAAACCGAGUCAGUGGGUUCCUUGCUUUGCUUACGGCACUUCUUGAAAGGUGCGGUGUUGUCAUGCUUCUCAGCUGGCCUUAUUCACCAUUUUUUUUUUCUCUUUCGACUGAUAGCUUGGGCAGUCUGGAAAUAUAGUGGGCACUGUAUAUCUGGAGACGGGUGCUUUCCGGGUUGUGCAAAGCAAGACAUUACCACUAUAGACAGCUUUCCAGGUUUCGUUCACCAAAUGUGCCUUGAAGUAUCGUUUGCAGAGAUGGUCAGUAGAUUGCAGUGUAUAGUAUGGUAUUCCUCCAUACCCAAAGCCGCUCUUCUUUCUGCACAGAGUACGAAAGUUUUCCGGCACACAACUUGUACCCUGCCGUGCAUCGUGGGGCGAAACACUUUUUCUCCAUCGCUUCUAUGGUUGCUCGCACCUCAUAAAUUCACACGGUCAAGGAAAAUUGUCAAGGAUUGCGAAUAGUUUCCCAAAACAAAGGAACAAAGACAUUUCGAUGUCAAA
Dermacentor albipictus is the source of this 3800-nucleotide messenger RNA. RefSeq lists its product as uncharacterized. The record is from RefSeq and is a predicted model, not a curated record. NCBI's taxonomy places the organism in Eukaryota, Metazoa, Arthropoda, Arachnida, Ixodida, Ixodidae.